AUGAACAUGGCCGCACUGUGGAAGUGGGGGGAGGAUCUCGAGCUCGAUGUCAGCCCGAUCUGCAUGAUGGCUCGGAAUGUGGGCGGGGAGCCGAUGAUGUUGUGCGGCAUGUCCUUGGCACGACAUGAACAUACUGUUGUGAUGAAGCGGGCGGGAGAACAGCGCGUGUUGUAUGUCUUCAUACAACAUGCGCUACCAUUGCGAUCCUUGACCUCGUCUGAUAAUCUGGAUGCCCGAUUCUUUGUUGAAGCACUGCACGUCGAAGACCUCGAGCCGAUGGUUGCAGCGUCGCCGCCGAUGUGA
This is a messenger RNA of Sparassis crispa, 303 nucleotides long. RefSeq lists its product as hypothetical. The transcript has a single exon. The coding region runs from base 1 to 303 and encodes 100 amino acids. The record is from RefSeq and is a predicted model, not a curated record. NCBI's taxonomy places the organism in Eukaryota, Fungi, Basidiomycota, Agaricomycetes, Polyporales, Sparassidaceae.